Elephantulus edwardii (Cape elephant shrew) is the source of this 762-nucleotide messenger RNA. It is a transcript of the gene CD151, whose product is annotated as CD151 molecule (Raph blood group). Lineage: Eukaryota; Metazoa; Chordata; Mammalia; Macroscelidea; Macroscelididae. Gene Ontology annotation, cellular component: membrane. Bases 1 to 762 code for a protein of 253 amino acids. The transcript has 7 exons. The record is from RefSeq and is a predicted model, not a curated record.
AUGGGGGAGUUCAACGAGAAGAAGGAGACAUGUGGCACUGUCUGCCUCAAGUACCUGCUCUUCACUUUCAACUGCUGCUUCUGGCUGGCUGGCCUGGCCGUCAUGGCAGUGGGCAUCUGGACGCUGGUCCUCAAGAGUGACUACAUCAGCCUGCUGUCCUCAGGCACUUACCUGGCCACAGCCUACAUCCUGGUGGUGGCUGGUGUGGUGGUCAUGGUGACGGGCAUCCUGGGCUGCUGUGCCACCUUCAAGGAGCGGAGGAGCUUGCUACGCCUGUACUUCAUCCUGCUCCUACUCAUCUUCCUGCUGGAGGUCAUCGCUGGAAUCUUGGCCUAUGUGUACUACCGGCAGCUGAAUGCAGAGCUCAAGGAGAACCUGAAGGACACCAUGACGAAGAGGUACCACCAGCCGGGCCACGAGGGCGUGACCAGCGCAGUGGACCAGCUGCAGCAGGAGGUGGGCUCCGGGGGACAAAACAAUUCCAAGGACUGGCGAGACAGUGAGUGGAUCCACUCUGGAGAGGCAGGCAGACGUGUGGUCCCGGACAGCUGUUGCAAGACAGUGGUGGAUGGCUGUGGCCAGCGAGACCACGCCUCCAACAUCUACAAGGUGGAGGGUGGCUGCAUUACCAAGCUGGAGACCUUCAUCCAGGAGCACCUGCGAGUCAUUGGGGCUGUGGGCAUUGGCAUCGCCUGCGUGCAGGUCUUUGGAAUGAUCUUCACCUGCUGUCUGUACAAGAGCCUGAAGCUGGAACACUACUGA